Arabis nemorensis is the source of this 1071-nucleotide messenger RNA. The record is from the annotation of a GenBank genome assembly. NCBI's taxonomy places the organism in Eukaryota, Viridiplantae, Streptophyta, Magnoliopsida, Brassicales, Brassicaceae.
AUGGAGCUUAUUCCUGAUCUUCCCGAAACCAUAGCUCGCGAGUGUCUCUUACGCGCCUCAUACCAGCAAUUCCCUCUCAUCGCCUCCGUAUCCAAAAUCUGGCAGCGAGAAAUCAGCCUCUCUGAUUUUUUCCGACACCGGAAAACUUCAGGACAUAGCCAAGAGCUUCUUGUCUUGUCUCAAGCUCGGGUCGACCCGGUCCAAGAACUUGGAAAAACCAUCCCCACGCCUCUGUACCGGAUCUCGGUUCUUGAACUUGGGUCCGGUCUAUGGAUCGAGCUUCCUCCGGUUCCCGGUCAAUCCACUGGUUUGCCUCUGUUCUGCAGAUUAGCUUCUGUCGGGUCCGAUCUUGUCGUAUUGGGCGGGCUUGACCCGGUCACGUGGCGGACCUCUGAUUCCGUCUUCAUCUUCAGUUUCUUGACGUCCACGUGGCGAAACGGGACGAGCAUGCCAGGUGGACCCCGUUCCUUCUUCGCCUGCGCUUCGGAUUCUCAACGGAACGUGUUCGUGGCGGGAGGACACGACGAAGACAAGAACGCGCUUACGUCAGCUUUAGUUUAUGACGUGGCAGAAGAUAAAUGGGCUUUUUUGCCUGAUAUGGGCCGUGAGCGAGACGAAUGCACGGCUAUUUUCCACGCUGGCAAAUUCCACGUCAUCAGUGGUUACGCCACGGAGGAACAAGGUCAGUUCAGUAAAACCGCUGAAUCGUUCGAUGUCGCCACGUGGCGGUGGGGUAUACGAUCGGACGGGUUUCUCUCUACGGAGAUGUCUACGUGGCCUCCGAUCUGUGCAGCAGGCGAAAACGGAGAACUUUACGCUUGUUGUCGCCGUGAUCUGAUGGUGAUGAGAGACGACACGUGGCAUAAAGUUGACAAUCUACCUGCUGACGUGUGCAAUGUGUCUUACAUGGCGGUGAGGAGGUCAGGGAAGGUGGUCGUGAUCGGUUCGGCUCGGUACGGCGAACCAAGCGUAGGGUAUAAUUGGGAACUUAGCAAUUCUCGAUGGGUAAAAAUGGAAACUCAUGAAAAAUAUGGAGGCCAUAUUCAAGCUGGUUGUUUCUUGGAGAUUUAG